This is a messenger RNA of Penicillium soppii, 3498 nucleotides long. Its product is annotated as condensin subunit SMC2. The record is from RefSeq and is a predicted model, not a curated record. NCBI's taxonomy places the organism in Eukaryota, Fungi, Ascomycota, Eurotiomycetes, Eurotiales, Aspergillaceae. Gene Ontology annotation, biological process: chromosome organization. Gene Ontology annotation, cellular component: chromosome. Bases 1 to 3498 code for a protein of 1165 amino acids. The transcript is spliced from 6 exons. Gene Ontology annotation, molecular function: ATP hydrolysis activity; protein binding; ATP binding.
AUGAGGAUUACCGAAAUUGUCAUAGAUGGCUUCAAAUCGUACGCUGUGCGUACGGUUAUCUCGGGAUGGGACGAAGCAUUCAAUUCGAUCACUGGCCUGAACGGUAGUGGUAAAUCCAACAUCCUUGAUGCCAUUUGCUUCGUGCUUGGUAUCACCAACAUGACUACAGUUCGCGCGCAAAACCUCCAAGAUCUCAUCUAUAAACGCGGCCAAGCGGGUGUCACCAAAGCGAGUGUCACGAUUGUCUUCGACAACCGAGACACAGCGAAAUCGCCGAUCGGAUUCGAGGAAUAUGCGAACAUCUCGGUCACCCGACAGAUUGUGCUGGGCGGCACAAGCAAAUACCUGAUCAACGGACACCGCGCGCAACAGCAGACCGUCCAGAACUUGUUUCAAAGUGUCCAGUUGAACAUCAACAACCCGAACUUCCUGAUUAUGCAAGGUCGAAUUACGAAAGUCCUAAACAUGAAAUCGGUCGAAAUUCUAUCAAUGAUUGAGGAGGCAGCAGGCACACGAAUGUUCGAGGACCGGAGGGAAAAGGCGAACCGCACAAUGGGAAAGAAAGAGCUGAAGUUGCGCGAGAUCGAAGAGCUUCUUAAAGAAGAAAUUGAACCCAAGCUCGAGAAGCUUCGGUCUGAGAAGCGAGCUUUCCUCGAUUUCCAACAAACACAAAACGAUCUCGAACGCUUGACUCGCCUUGUUGUUGCGCAUGAUUACAUUCGUGGCGGUGAACGGUUACGGGUCGCAGGGGAAGAGUGCGAAAGUAAACGGAACAAGGCACAGGCACUCGAAGACAAUGCGAAUAAGCUCAAAGGCGAAAUUGCUCACCUGGAGGAAGAUGUGAAACGGGUACGAACAGCACGCGACAAGGAACUUCGGAAGGGCGGCAAAUUCCAGGGGCUGGAAGAUGAGGUCAAGAACUACUCGCACGAGUUAGUUCGCUUGACUACGGUUUUUGAUCUCAAGAACGCCAGCAUGGACGAAGAGAAAGAAAAACGACAGACCAUCAAACAUACUGUCGCUGAUCUUGAGAAGGCCUUGAAAGAGAAGCGCAAGAUCUACGAAAAGAUACAGGCCCAAUACGAUACCGCCAAAGCCGAGCUAGACGCGCAGACAUUAGAAGUGGAACAGAAGGAAGAACUUCUGCAGACAUUGCAGACUGGUGUUGCUUCAAAGGAAGGCCAGGAGAGUGGAUACCAGGGUCAGUUGCAAGAUGCCCGCAACCGUGCAAGCAAUGCUGCCACAGAGCAAGAGCAGGGCAAGCUCAAGAUCGGCCAUCUGGAAAAGCGAAUCAAAGAAGAGGAACCCCGCGCAAAGAGGGCCAAGGAGCAAAACUCAGACCUUCUGCGUGAUUUAGAAGGGUUGAAGUCACAAGCCGGCAAGCUAGAGUCAGAGCUGAGCCGGCUUGGCUUUGAGCCCGGCAAAGAGGAGCAGAUCUAUCAAGAGCAGACAGGCCUCCAAAGAGAUAUUCGGGAACUUCGCCAACAGGCUGAUGGUCUCAGGAGAAAAGCAGCGAACAUCGAUUUCAACUACGUUGAUCCCCAUCCUAACUUUGACCGCUCUAGGGUCAAGGGGUUGGUUGCCCAACUUUUCACCCUCAACAAGGAUCGAGUGCCAGCCGCAACGGCUUUAGAGAUUUGUGCCGGUGGCCGCCUCUACAACGUUGUAGUAGACAGCGCAGAGACUGGUACUCAGCUACUUCAAAAAGGCAAGCUGCGCAAGCGUGUGACCAUUAUCCCCCUUAAUAAAAUCUCUGCUUUCAAGGCUUCUGCCGAAAAAAUCGGAGCUGCACAAAACCUUGCCCCAGGAAAGGUGGACCUCGCUUUGUCCUUGGUAGGGUACGAUGAGGAAGUACUUGCUGCGAUGAACUAUGUCUUCGGCAAUACGCUCAUCUGUGAGGAUGCCGAAACAGCCAAGAGAGUAACCUUCGAUCCCUCAGUUCGAAUGAAGAGUGUCACGCUUGAGGGUGAUGUUUAUGAUCCGUCCGGAACACUUUCUGGUGGAAGCUCUCCCAAUUCCAGCGGAGCUGCGAAGCAAGGAGCGACAACUUGCGACUUUGGAGGACAACAUGAACAAGGAAAAAAGAAGCUCGAUGCAGUCCGCUCCGUCAAGCAAAAGUUGGAUCUCAAGACCCAUGAGAUCAAGCUCACUGAAGAGCAGAUCAACAGCAACUCUUCAUCAUCGAUCAUUCAAGCUGUAGAAGAAAUGAAAGCGAACAUUGAACAGCUCAAGAAAGACAUCAUCGACGCCAAGUCGCGCCAAGCUGACGCAUCCAAGGAUAUCAAGCAGAUCGAAAAGGAUAUGAGCGAAUUCACCGACAACAAGGAUAGCAAGUUGGCGGAACUCCAGGCUUCGCUUGACAAACUUAAGAAGAGUCUCACCAAGAACUCAAGCUCCGUCAAAGAGCUGCAGAAGGAACUGCAGACCUCCAGGCUUGAUUCCGAACAAGCUGGAAGCGAUUUGUCUGCAGCCGAGGAGCAGUUGGUGGAAUCAGACACCACCCUCAAAGCCCAGGCCGAAGAGAUCGAAUUACAGAAACGCGAGCAGGCGCGAAUCAAGGAUGCUCAUGAUAUCGCUCAAGCUCAACUUGAUGAUGAGAGGGCCAAGCUGACUGGCUUUGACGAGGAGCUGCGAGAAUUAGAAUCUGCGAUGAAGAGCAAAUCCUCUCAAAUCACUGAGGAUGGCCUAGAGGCGCAAAAGCUUGGUCACCAGCUUGAAAAACUUCAAAAGGACCAGCAUACCGCUAGCCAAGCUGUUGCUCAUAUGGAGCAGGAACAUGAGUGGAUCGCCGACGAGAAGGAGAAUUUUGGUCGCGCCAACACCCCGUACCACUUCGAGGGCCAGAACAUUGCUGAAUGCAAAUCUACCCUACGGAAUUUGACAGAACGAUCCCAAGGCAUGAAGAAGAAGAUCAACCCCAAGGUCAUGAACAUGAUUGACAGUGUUGAGAAGAAGGAGGCCGCCCUAAAGAACAUGAUGAAGACGGUCAUCCGCGAUAAGCGGAAGAUCGAGGAGACUAUCAUGAACCUCAACGAAUACAAGAAAGAGGCCCUCCACAAGACUUGGGUCAAGGUCAAUGGCGACUUUGGACAGAUCUUCAACGAGCUUUUACCGGGCAGUUUCGCCAAACUCGACCCUCCAGAGGGCAAAGACAUUACCGAUGGUCUAGAAGUGAAGGUCUCUCUGGGCAAGGUCUGGAAGCAGAGCUUGACGGAAUUGAGUGGUGGCCAACGUUCUCUUAUUGCUCUUUCCUUGAUCAUGGCACUGCUGCAAUUUAAGCCCGCGCCGAUGUACAUUCUUGACGAAGUCGAUGCCGCUUUGGAUCUGUCUCACACGCAGAACAUUGGUCGAUUGAUCAAGACCCGCUUCAAGGGGUCCCAGUUCAUCGUUGUUUCACUCAAGGAUGGUAUGUUCCAGAAUGCCAACCGCAUUUUCCGCACACGCUUCAGCGAAGGUACAAGUAUUGUACAAGCUUUGACGCCUGCGGAUCUGAAAUAA